Molecule: messenger RNA, 2415 nt
Organism: Dovyalis caffra
Lineage: Eukaryota; Viridiplantae; Streptophyta; Magnoliopsida; Malpighiales; Salicaceae
Source: the annotation of a GenBank genome assembly
AUGGCCACUUCUCUAGACCUAAACAACGACUUUCUCUGCUCCAAUCCCCAACAACAACAACAGACAGAACCCCAAGAAAAUUCUUCUCCUUCUUUUACAGAAACGGUGUUGCUUGGUUCGCCGAGCGGGUCCCUGAGCGGAGAGGCUCGUGUGGAGCGUGCAUGGGCUCAUUGGAGUAAACUGGGUCGGCCCAAGUUGAUUGUGGCUCCCAUGGUGGAUAAUUCGGAGCUGCCGUUUAGAAUGCUUUGCAGGAAGUAUGGAGCUGAGGCUGCUUAUACUCCGAUGUUGCAUUCCAGGAUAUUUAGUGAGAAUGACAAGUAUAGAAGAGAGGAAUUCACCACUUGUAAGGAAGAUCGCCCAUUAUUUGUCCAAUUUUGCGCCAAUGAUCCAGAUGUUUUAUUGGAAGCAGCACGGAGGGUUGAAUUUGAAACAUCGAAAGAGCAACAGAAACAAAAAAAUUCUACUUCUGACAGGCUGAAAGUUGAACAAGACAUUGGGACGAAAUCUAUGAAACUUAUUCCUGGCUAUGUUACAUCUUUCAAGCCUAUAAGGGAGCUUCUGCCAGCACAGAUGCUUCCCCUGCUGCAGAUAUUUAGAAUUAUCUUAGUCACAUCGCCACGGAUUGCCAGGCGAGGUUACUAUGGAGCUUUCCUGAUGGAUAAUCUUCCACUUGUGAAAUCUUUAGUUGAAAAAUUGGUUCUCAAUCUUCAUGUCCCCGUGUCAUGCAAAAUCCGGGUCUUCCCCAAAUUAGAAGACACUAUUAAUUAUGCUAGAAUGCUAGAGGAAGCUGGCUGCUCGCUUUUAGCUGUCCAUGGCAGAACAAGAGAUGAGAAAGAUGGAAGGAAAUUCCGGGCUGACUGGAAGGCCAUCAAGGCUGUAAAAAGUGCUCUCAGAAUCCCAGUUCUCGCUAAUGGGAACAUACGGCACAUGAAUGAUGUCAAGAACUGUUUGGAAGAGACUAGUGCUGAUGGUGUGCUUUCAGCUGAGACCCUCCUUGAGAAUCCGGCUCUCUUUGCUGGAUUUCGGACUGCAGAAUGGGCAGCUGAUGGAGAAGAAAGCAACAAAGACGGAACGCUGGACCAGGCAGAUUUAUUAGUGGAGUAUUUGAAACUUUGUGAAAAGUACCCUGUGCCAUGGAGGAUGAUCCGUUCUCACGUGCACAAGAUGCUGGGAGAGUGGUUCAGAAUUCAUCCUCAAGUAAGAGAAGAUCUGAACGCACAAUCCAGACUGACCUUUGAAUUUCUAUAUGAUAUGGUUAAUCGACUAAGAGAGCUGGUCAUGCCAGGAGGGAAAUUUGCACGUUUCAAUCACCGAUCGAAAGAUUUGAUAAAGAGAAAGGAAAGAAUAGAGAUUGAUCUAUCACCAAGGUUGGCAAAGGAAGUGUACGGAGGAGAUGGUGGGUCUUACUAUGCAUGGUGCCCAUCUGAGUUAGCAAUGUUAAGAGAAGGGAACAUAGGUGCAGCCAAGCUUGCCCUUGAGAAGAAUGGCUUUGCUCUUCCUCGUUACUCUGAUUCUGCCAAGGUUGCAUAUGUUCUUCAAGGAAAUGGAGUAGCUGGGAUUGUUCUUCCUGAGAAGGAAGAGAAGAUUGUUGCCCUUAAGAAGGGUGAUGCUAUUGCCCUUCCUUUUGGCGUUGUUACAUGGUGGUAUAACAAAGAGGAUACUGAACUAGUUGUUCUUUUAUUGGGUGACACCUCUAAAGCCCACAAAUUUGGUGAAUUUACUGAUUUCUUUUUGGCUGGCUCCAAUGCCAUUUUCACCGGCUUCUCUAUCGAAUUUGUGAGCCGAGCAUGGGAUGUAGAUGAGGAGGCUGUGAAGUCCCUUGUUGGAAACCAGACGGCCAAAGGCAUCGUCAAGCUUGAUGAAUCUUUUAAGAUGCCUGAACCAAAGGAAGAACACCGCGAGGGAUUUGUAUACAACUGUGAGGAAGCUCCACUGGAUGUUGAUAUUAAGGAUGGUGGAAAGGUGGUUGUUUUGAAUACCAAGAACCUUCCUUUGGUUGCUGAGGUUGGGCUUGGUACUGAUCUUGUAAGAUUGGAUGGGGGUGCCAUGUGCUCGCCUGGUUUUUCAUGUGACUCGGCAUUACAAGUGACAUACAUUGUCAGUGGCAGUGGCAGAGUUCAAGUUGUUGGUGUUGAUGGUCGCAGGGUCUUGGAAACUACUGUCAAGGCUGGUAAUUUAUUCAUUAUUCCAAGGUUCUUUGUUGUUUCAAAGAUAUGUGAUCCUGACGGGAUGGCAUGGUUCUCCAUCAUCACCACUCCUAACCCCAUAUUCACUCACUUGGCUGGAAGGACUUCAGUGUGGAAGGCUUUAUCUCCUCAAGUGCUGGAAGCAUCUUUGAAGGUCUCUCCUAAUGUUGAACAGCUUUUCCGCUCCAAGAGAAUGAAUGAGGAAAUUUUCUUUCCACCUCCAAAGUGA